GCCCUUCUUAUAAGAAGGCAGUCUCUGAAGGUGACAGCCAUCUCCAGCCACCUUGUAUAGCAGGUAGAGGUCCUAGUGAGCCACAAGGUCUGGGAGAGCUCAAAGUACUCGAUUGUGCAGGACUAUCUGGAGAAAGUAGCCAUCAGAAUGAAUCUCCAACUAUUCACCGGCCUCCUCGUGGCUCUGAUCCAUGUUGUCUACAGUCAAGGUAUCUAUGAAGAUUGCUGUUUGAAAUAUAGUAAACCCAGGAAACCAGCCUUUUUACGGAAUAUCAGGAGAUUCAAAAUUCAAGAAGUGAAUGGGAGCUGCAAUAUUCGAGCUGUCAUUUUUGAACUUAGGAGAAAGAACAUCAUCUGUGGCAACCCUGAGGAGAAAUGGGUCAAGGAUAAGAUUAGGCAGCUGGAAAGGAAAAUCUUCCAGGGCUCCAAGAAGGUCCAUGGAGGAAACAUCGUUAACGCAGCCAAGCUCUUGACCCAGGGUAUUCAGUCCCAUCAAGUACACGGCGUUAGGAGGAACCACACGAAGCUGGAACACAUCUCAGGAUCCAUGAAGUUCACCCCCACUCAGAAACCUUCCUUAAGGCUUCAGGGAUAAGUGUGACAUUUAAAGACGUCCCUCUAUAAUUUUGCUCCUAUUUGCCUUUCUUGACAUUUUAUACCACUCCACUUCGUAGUUUGUUUGUUUUUUUUACAGUGAAACUAUCCCACUUACUGCUUCCAGAAUAUUGCACUUGAAAUAGGAAGACUUGGAUUUGAGUUCUAACUUAGCUAUUUUCUAGUUGUGAGGUAAACAUGUUGGCUGAAAAAUUGAUUUCACACAAGGUUAUGCAAGCAUCAAUGUUGAAAAAUUAUCUGUGCGUAUGUUUUGAAAAUAAAAAGCUUUAAGAAAAAAGAAAAA
Antechinus flavipes (yellow-footed antechinus) is the source of this 897-nucleotide messenger RNA. It is a transcript of the gene CCL25, whose product is annotated as C-C motif chemokine ligand 25. Gene Ontology annotation, cellular component: extracellular region. NCBI's taxonomy places the organism in Eukaryota, Metazoa, Chordata, Mammalia, Dasyuromorphia, Dasyuridae. Gene Ontology annotation, biological process: monocyte chemotaxis; inflammatory response; chemokine-mediated signaling pathway. The record is from RefSeq and is a predicted model, not a curated record. The transcript is spliced from 6 exons. Bases 148 to 594 code for a protein of 148 amino acids. Gene Ontology annotation, molecular function: chemokine activity; CCR chemokine receptor binding.